UGAAAAUGUCUUCGAGGUCGAAAAACACGACACGACUACCACCCAGCAUCCUGGAACAGAUAAAUGGUCCAUCUGGAAACGACGAGCCGCGCCGCAGGAAACAUAAGGCUACCCUCUCCAGGAAGGAAUCCAGGAAACAAGAACGGCAUACAAAAAAGCAAAAUAAGGCUGUUCACUUCUCCGGAGGUCCUCGAGCUCCAAAACGUCCUGCAGAAGAGGAGCUUCAUGACUCUUCCAAACGCAAGAAAGCCAGGCUCGAAUCAAGCCCUAAUUCUGCAAAAACUGUUGUGAUGAGCGCUCCUAGUUCUGCAGAAAAGACCGUGAAACCCUUGAAGAAGCCUCCAACGCCGUUGGAGAAGCUCGUCAGCGGAUUCAAAGCCAAAUCCCAACCGCGUACUUCCAAAGAGAUGGAGGAAGACCGCUACAUUGUGUACUUAGAGUCCAAGCUUGGGUCAAAAGGAAAAAGGGAAUCUGGCGAAGACGAUGGCCUUGACGAACUACUGGACUUCACCUCGUCAAUAGGGUUGAACGUCCCCGACGAACUUGAAGACGAAACCGAUGUAAACCCAGAAAGCAACGACAGCGAGAAGGACGCACAAGAGGAAGACUUGGAGCUGAAAUCAUCAGACUACAGUGAUGAAUCUGCCGGCGCACUUGGAGAUGUUGCGGAAGAUGACGACGAAUAUGAAGAAUGGCAUGGAAUAAACAGUUCUUCAUCUGAUUCAAGAAAGGAUCGCGGACAGACUAGCGAGGUUCCUACUGUCUCACACUACAUUCCGCCACAUCUACGACAUGAUCAAACCUUCGAGAAUGACUCCGAGGAAGUCAUCAAAUUAAAGAGAAACCUCAAAGGUCUACUCAACCGUAUGAGUGAGCAAAACUUGGCAAGCAUUCUGGAUGGCAUAGAAGAGCAGUAUCGAAAACAUCGGCGUCAUGACGUCACUUCCACAAUAACGGCCCUUAUAGUUGAAGGGAUCUCAGUUCACUCCUCGCUACUCGAUUCUUAUGUCGUAUUACAUGCUGCAUUCGUGUCGAGUCUACACAAGGUUGUCGGAAUCGAAUUCGCGGCCUAUUUCGUUCAGACCCUUGUGUCUUCAUACGAAAAGUACUACCAGACUAUCGGCAGCAAUCUUUCCUCAGAAGUUGAAGAAGGGACGAAGGGCAAAGAAUGCUCGAACCUUAUAGUUCUCCUCUCAGAGCUCUAUAACUUCCAGGUCAUCUCUUGCGUUCUCGUCUUCGAUAUCAUUCGUGGUAUAUUAGAAAGCAAAUUCUCAGAGUUCAACAUCGAACUGCUAUUAAAGAUGUUGCGAAGUUCCGGGAAACAGCUUCGUCACGAUGAUCCUUCUGCCCUUAAAAGCAUAACGGAAAUAUUUCAGAAAAAGCUUUCUGAGGUCGGGGAAAAACCGAGCUCACGGACCCUUUUCAUGGUUGAGACUCUUACCAAUCUCAAGAAUAACAAGGUCAAGAAGUUAGCGACCCAAAACCAAGGAGGUGAAGCUGUUGAACGGAUGAAGAAAUUCCUUUCAGCACUGAGUAAGAAACGGCAUGUGGCUACGAAUGAGCCGCUCAGGGUGUCACUGGCUGAUCUUCAUUUUGCCGAAAGCAAAGGGAAAUGGUGGCUUGUCGGCGCCGCGUGGGGUGGGGACCCUCUAGUAGAUCACCACGAGACGCAGAAAGAAGCAGCCUCCGGUGCAUCUUCGGUAGCAUCGUCAAACAACGCCCUUUUGAAAUUGGCCCGCAAACAAGGAAUGAAUACCGACAUACGACGGAGUAUAUUUGUUAUCCUUAUGAACAGUGAGGAUUACGUCGACGCUUGUGAUAGGCUGUCGCAGCUCAACCUUUCUGAGGUACAGCAGCGGGAAAUAAUACGGGUCCUUCUUCAUUGUUGUGGCAAUGAGAAAACAUAUAACCCAUACUACACUUUGGUUUGCCAGCACCUAUGUCGCUUGUCUCACUCUUACAAGGUGACGCUGCAAUUCUGCCUUUGGGACUUUUUACGGGACUUGGGUGAGGCGGAAGUUGGAGGUGCAGAGGUGAUAAAGAGCAUCAAGGAGAGUGGCGUUUCCAAGAGCUUUGAUCUCAAAUCCAUUUCAUCAAUUCGGCUUCGGAACGUUGCUAAAGCAUAUGCGUGGUGGAUGUCCAAGGACUGUGUUACACUUGCUAUUCUGAAGCCUGUUGACUUUACGCUCCUGAAGCCCCAGACAAAACAGUUUAUCGGAGAAAUGCUUUGUCAGCUUUUCAUAAGCACCCAAACCUCGUCCCCCUUGAUUGGUUCCAAUGCCGAAACCCUUUCGAUAAUGCGGAAUCGAGUUGCCAUUGAGGAGGUCUUCAUUAAAGCGACAAAGGUACAGAACCUAGCGAUGGGUUUGGUUUAUUUUCUGUCGAAUUUCACACAAGACGACGUAGUCAUCGGCGAGACGAUGGUAAAAUUUAUUAGGUGGGCGACAGAGGUCGCCAAGGACACUUUGCGCACUGUGGUCAAUGUUAUUCCCAAUCUAUGAUAGCUACAUCUUUUUGAAUGCAACACUAGAACAGACACUUCCGCUUUUACCACC
This is a messenger RNA of Guyanagaster necrorhizus, 2555 nucleotides long. RefSeq lists its product as uncharacterized. The coding region runs from base 6 to 2501 and encodes 831 amino acids. The record is from RefSeq and is a predicted model, not a curated record. Gene Ontology annotation, biological process: ribosomal small subunit biogenesis. Gene Ontology annotation, molecular function: RNA binding; protein binding. The transcript has 14 exons. Gene Ontology annotation, cellular component: nucleolus. NCBI's taxonomy places the organism in Eukaryota, Fungi, Basidiomycota, Agaricomycetes, Agaricales, Physalacriaceae.